This is a messenger RNA of Thelazia callipaeda (thelaziosis nematode), 579 nucleotides long. The record is from the annotation of a GenBank genome assembly. NCBI's taxonomy places the organism in Eukaryota, Metazoa, Nematoda, Chromadorea, Rhabditida, Thelaziidae.
AUGCUGGGACAGAAGAAUCGAUGUGAAACUCGAAAAUGGGAGAUGAUGGCAUUCGGCAUAACAAAAUAUUUGGAAGAAUUCGUUCCAGACUCUGAAGUGCAUGAAACUUUCCCCACUGAAACUGAAUUUGGGAAGAUAGCCCAAUUGGAAGACGGCAGGGUCAAUAAGCUGUAUAUUCAACCUUUACAAGUUGACAAUGAAAUAUGUGACACGAGUUAUGCAAUUAGAGAUUGUGAGAAGACUACAAUUAGCAACUGUUACCAGCAACGCAGUGCAAAAAAAUGUUAUAUCAAGAAUAGUCUUGAUAUAACAUUAGGACUCUGCAAAAAGUAUGGUCUUAAAGCAUUACCACGCGUGUGGAGCCAUUCAAUUCAGGAAAUCGUCGCUAAUGAGAAUGUGGAAAUUAGAGUCGGCACGCGUGUAAGAACUGCAAUUAUAAUAAGGGCGGAUCAACCGGAUAUCCUGGUGUACGACAAGAAGCGACAUGAAGUACUCCCGAUAGAGGCUGGCAUCACUGGUCAAGAUAGGCUGAUAGUAAUCGAGACCGAGAAAAAGCGAAAGUAUGAAUUUACUGGCUAA